Saccostrea echinata is the source of this 6046-nucleotide messenger RNA. RefSeq lists its product as uncharacterized. The record is from RefSeq and is a predicted model, not a curated record. Gene Ontology annotation, molecular function: protein binding. The transcript is spliced from 7 exons. NCBI's taxonomy places the organism in Eukaryota, Metazoa, Mollusca, Bivalvia, Ostreida, Ostreidae. Bases 1 to 6012 code for a protein of 2003 amino acids.
AUGACAUAUCCUUUGGAGAAUCCUCCCCUUUACACCAUUGAUGCCUGUCCUGGCAACCAGACUGAAUGGGAGGCGGCUUCAAGGAGACUGAACUGUACAAUGAAAUCAAACGUCUUCAAAAAUAGAUAUCACUGUGUGGCCACCAGAGACCGAUCACGGCUGGUGGAGUUCUGUUAUCCACAGUAUAGGAGCCUGUUUGGGAAAGGACAGUGUGUUAUAAUCGAUCCUCCGCUCACAUUGGACAAUUAUACUUGUCUUCAUUUCACGAAUGGAUGUCCUGAUGAUAAUUAUUUCACUGACCAGUUAUACAAAUAUCCUAAUUGUUUCCGGAUUGAACCUGCUCUGAAGUGUUUCAUUUCUGAUGAAUCAUGUUUGAAGAAGAAUCGUAGGAUUACCGCAAUGCAAAGUGAAGAAGAGUCCACUUCACAGUUAUCCAUAGCUCAGAACUUUACUAAACAGUCACACAAAAAGAAAGAUUUAGUUCCUAUUUUAGUUCCUACGUUUCUCCUUCUCGGAAUCUUUUUUGGAAUCGUAAUAUUUACGAUGACCCGAUUAAAAAGGAGGAAUUGCUUGACAACAAAAAAUCCAAUGGGAGAUGUUCAUAGUGUCAAGAGCGAUGUAACAGAAUACUUGCUACAAAGUGAAACAGAAAAUGUGAACAAAAUCGACUCUAUAGAAAUAUAUCGUGUGCAGGAUGAGACAAACACGGAGGAUAAAAAUGUAAUAGUUGAGAGGCGUGACUGGCAAAGAGAUGAAGAACACAUAGAUAAAGAUCUUCAGCAGAAGAUAGGUAAAACCAGAAAAAUAUUGAAAGAUUUUAAAGAGAAUAUAAGUGAUGUGUUUGUAAAGACACGAGCACAUAAGACUGUUUUGAGUAAAAUUAAAAAACAAAGGUAUUGCAUAGUUAAAGGAAAUCCGGGGGAUGGAAAAACUACCACUGCUAAACACAUCUUACUAGAACUAGAACAGGAAGGAAUGUAUCCAAUAGAGAUAUAUACGAUAAAAGAUAUUGAAACUUUACCGAUGUGCUCUAAAAUAGCUAUUUUUAUAGAUAACAUAUUUGGUGAGAACGGUUUGCUAGAAGAUGAAUUGCAUGAUUUUAAGGUUCGAGAAACCAUGAUCAAAGCUACAGUAUCGAACGAUGAGGGAAAUGGCAACAUAUUAAUCACAACGAUUAGGAAUGACGUAUACAAAGAAUGUGCAAACAUUCUUAGACACAAUGACUUUCUAAAUUCCUCCGUAAUUGAUAUAUCUGAUACAGAAAACCAAAUAAAAGGAGAAGAGUUUCAGGAAUUUGUGAAGAAAUAUAGAUUACAACACCUAAAUCCAUAUAUGGAAAAGAUAGACAUUCAACAUUUUGGAUGUUCAGUCGGAAUUCCACAAUGUUUCAGAUUACUGCAAAACAAAAUAGAUAGUAAUACUAAUGAUGUGCGUGAACUCUUCGUUAAUCCUUUAAAUUAUCUACAGAGCGAAAUUGAAAAAAGAAUGCAAAAGAAGGAGCCUAAAACAGCUGUAUUGAUUUACAUUCUUUUGUGUGGAGGAAACAUCAGUAAAGACACAUUGUGGAAUGUCCACAAGGACAUGGCAAGGAAAUAUAAAGCCAUGAGUAUAAUACGAAUGAAAGAAGAUGGCGACUCACUUCAGAAAUUUCACAGUUCUAUUGGGUCGUUUGAUGGUAUAUAUAUGAUAUAUGAUGAUAUUGAACAGACUUAUAGAUUUUCGCACAGUUCUGUUCAACAAAGCCUUUUUCAUUAUCUCUGGCAAUAUCAUCCAAAAGAGAUAAUUUCUGAGUGCGAUCCAUCGUUAUUUGUACCUUUAACUGCUUCAAACACGACCCAAAAUGCUGAAGCAAUAGAGGUCGAAAUGUUUCCAUUACUGGUAGAGAGAAUUAAAGUACUGAUUACAGAAAUCAAAACUAUGUCUGCAUUUAAAUCAAUAUCUUUGAUGAAACUCUGGUCAAACAAUGAAUUUAUAGAGAAUUUCAUGAAGAAUAAGAAGUGUGUAAAAGCAAUGAUAGAGUGUGUUGACGAAAGAGAAGAUUCUAUGUUGGUUCAUUUCUCAAAAGUGGGUAAUGCAAAAAUUGUUGGCUUUUUGCUGCACUAUUCAUCAGAAAAAGAAAUAUAUAAAUCAUUAAACAAGGCUUGCAAUUACAAUUAUAUCGAUGUUGUGGACCUUAUUCUAGAAAAAACAAAUGUUAUAUAUGAUCUCAGAACAUGUUUUUAUGCUGUACAAAGUGGAAAUAUUGAUAUGCUUUUCCGUUUUACAGACAAUGUAGAUCUAAAACAAACAGAGUUUUCAAAUCAUCCAGGAUGGUCCUUUCUGAGAGGGGGUUUGCUUCAUGAAAUCUGUUUCUUUGGCCAAAAUCAAUUAAUUGAACCUGUUCUUAGGCGUUGUUCGAUCGUUCGUGAUGUUAAAAAUGAACAAGGUGGGAAUGCUCUUCAUUUUGUUGCAUUUGCGGGACAAAAAGAUUCCUUUAAAAUGUUGAUAAACAGUGGGUCUGACCUAUACGCUAGAUCUCAUCAUGGUUCUACUGUUCUUCAUUACGCUUGUCAAAAUGGUAAGUUAGAUAUGGUUAAAUAUAUCUGUGAGACCUAUCCUAAUUUAUUGAAAAAGACCUUUGAUGACUAUGAAGGGCACACUUCUCUUCACUGGGCAGCACAAUCGGGGAACAUUGAGUUAUAUGAAUACCUUUUAGAGAAAGGUGUUAUAGUAUCAAUUACCAAAGGUCAGGAUUCACCGCUAAAAUUUGCUUGUAGAAGUGGACAAAUUCAAAUGUGUAAUUAUCUAGUCCUAAAUCAUCCAAAAUUACUUAAUAUUUCUGACAAAAAUGGACUCACUGUUUUACAUGACGCAGCCUGGGGAGGAAAUAUUGACGUCUUCAAGUUUCUGCUAGACAAAGGAUUAGAUGUUAAAAGUAGAACAAUUAAAGGUAAAACAGUCCUACACCAUUGCUGUAUGAAUGGAAAGUUAGAAAUGUGUAAGUACUUGGUCAACAAACACUCUGAACUAAUAGAAAUCAGUGACAAUGAUGGACGUACAGUUCUACAUGGCGCAGCCUGGGGAGGAAAUGUUGAUGUUUUCCAGUUUCUAAUAGAAAAAGGCUUAGACUUUAAAAGUACAACAAAUAAAGGUAAAACAGUUCUACACCAGAGUUGUAUGAAUGGUAAGUUAGAAAUGUGUAAGUACUUGGUCAACAAACACUCUGAACUAAUAGAAAUCAGUGACAAUGAUGGACGUACAGUUCUACAUGGCGCAGCCUGGGGAGGAAAUGUUGAUGUUUUCCAGUUUCUAAUAGAAAAAGGCUUAGACUUUAAAAGUACAACAAAUAAAGGUAAAACAGUUCUACACCUGAGUUGUAUGAAUGGUGAGUUAGAAAUGUGUAAGUACUUGGUCAACAAACACUCUGAACUAAUAGAAAUCAGUGACAAUGAUGGACGUACAGUUCUACAUGACGCAGCCUGGGGAGGAAAUGUUGAUGUUUUCAGGCUUCUGAUAGAAAAAGGCUUAGACUUUAAAAGUACAACAAAUGAGGGUAAAACAGUUCUACACCAGAGUUGUAUGAAUGGUAAGUUAGAAAUGUGUAAGUACUUGGUCAACAAACACUCUGAACUAAUAGAAAUCAGUGACAAUGACGCGGAAACUGCGUUGCAUGACGCAGCCUGGGGAGGAAAUGUUGAUGUUUUCCAGUUUCUGAUAGAAAAAGGCUUAGACUUUAAAAGUACAACAAAUGAGGGUAAAACAGUUCUACACCUGAGUUGUAUGAAUGGUGAGUUAGAAAUGUGUAAGUACUUGGUCAACAAACACUCUGAACUAAUAGAAAUCAGUGACAAUGAUGGACGUACAGUUCUACAUGACGCAGCCUGGGGAGGAAAUGUUGAUGCUUUCCAGUUUCUGAUAGAAAAAGGCUUAGACUUUCAAAGUACAACAAAUAAAGGUAAAACAGUUCUACACCAGAGUUGUAUGAAUGGUAAGUUAGAAAUGUGUAAGUACUUGGUCAACAAACACUCUGAACUAAUAGAAAUCAGUGACGAUGACGAGGAAACUGCGUUGCAUGACGCAGCCUUGGGAGGAAAUGUUGAUGUUUUCAAGCUUCUGAUAGAAAAAGGCUUAGACUUUAAAAGUACAACAAAUAAAGGUAAAACAGUUCUACACCAGAGUUGUAUGAAUGGUAAGUUAGAAAUGUGUAAGUACUUGGUCAACAAACACUCUGAACUAAUAGAAAUCAGUGACGAUGUUGGACGUACAGUUCUACAUGGCGCAGCCUGGGGAGGAAAUGUCAAUGUUUUCAAGCUUCUGAUAGAAAAAGGCUUAGACUUUAAAAGUACAACAAAUAAAGGUAAAACAGUUCUACACCAGAGUUGUAUGAAUGGUAAGUUAGAAAUGUGUAAGUACUUGGUCAACAAACACUCUGAACUAAUAGAAAUCAGUGACGAUGACGAGGAAACUGCGUUGCAUGACGCAGCCUGGGGAGGAAAUGUUGAUGUUUUCAAGCUUCUGAUAGAAAAAGGCUUAGACUUUAAAAGUACAACAAAUAAAGGUAAAACAGUUCUACACCUGAGUUGUAUGAAUGGUAAAUUAGCAAUGUCAAUGUUUUUACUUAGCCAUUGCCCUCAUUUUCUUAAUAUGAAAAAUAUUGACAAUGAAAAUGCACUACCUGAUGCAGCAUGGGGAGGAGAUGUUGAUCUGUUCAAAUUCCUGAUAGAAAAAGGUCUAGACAUCAAUUCUUCAUCCAGAUAUGGUAAGUCUAUGCUACACUGGAGUUGUAGGAAUGGCAAGUUAGAGAUGUCUAAAUAUUUAGUUUCCAAAUAUCCUGAUUUGUUACGUGCCAUUGAUUAUGAUGGUAUGAAUGUUUUACAUGAUGCUGCCUUUGGGGGUAGUGUUGAAUUGUUUGAGUUCCUGAUAGGCAAAGGUUUGGAUGUAGACAGUAGAGCUAACAACGGAAAGACGGUAUUAGCCUGGUGUUGUAGAAAAGGUAAGCAAGCAAUGUUUAAAUACUUGAACAAAAAGUAUCCUCACUUUCUUCAUUUGAAGGAUGAUGAUGAUGAAAAUGUGAUACAUGACGCAGCCUUUGGAGGUAAUGUGGAUCUAUUUAAAUUUCUGAUGGAAGAAGGUUUUGAUGUAAAAAGUAAAACAAAAGGAAGUAAAACACUCUUACACCAGUCAUGUAAGAAUGGUGAGUUAGCAAUGUGUGAGUACUUGUUCCAAAUACACCCCGAAUUAGUCAAAUGUAUUGACAGUGAUGGUGGAAAUCUUUUACAUGAUUCAGCUUGGGGAGGUAAUGUUGAGGUUUUCAAGUUUGUUUUGGGAAAGGGUUUGGAUGUUAACAGUAAAACAAAGAAAGGGAAAACAGUCUUACAUCAGUGUUGUAUGAAUGGUGAAGUGCACAUGUGUAAGUAUCUGACAAGCCAUUACCCUGACUUACUGGAACAUAUGGACAGUGAUGGUGAGUCUGUGUUACAUGACGCAGCAUUUGGAGGUAAUAUAUAUCUCCUUGAUUUUCUGAUAGACAAAGGCUUAGAUGUAAACCGUAAAACUAACAAAGGCAAAACAGUCCUACACAAAUGUUGUAUGAAUGGUAAGGUACAGAUGUGUGAGUACUUAGUCAACCAUCAGCCACAAUUACUGACUGUCCAGGACAUUGAUGGUGUGAAUGCCUUACAUGAUGCAGCUUAUGGAGGUAACACAGAACUCUUUAAGUUUUUGUUGGAGAAAGGUCUAGAUGUCCACAGUAAAACUGGUAAUGGUCACACGGUCCUACAUCGCUGUUGUCACGAGGGUAAGCAAGCAAUGUUUGAUUACCUGACGGUGAUUUUUUCGGAUUUAUUAUAUGUUGUGGACAAUGAAGGUAACACGGUCCUACACGUCGCUUGUCUCCAAAAUCAAACAAAAAUGUGUAGCUCUUUGGUUCACAAUUUUCCAAAUUUACUCGAUAUUGAAAAUAAAUAUGGGGAGAAAGUUGUUGUGUGUUUAGUGGAUGGCAAGCAGUGGUUUAAAAUGACAAACGAACAAUAGGAAACAUACUUUUACUGACAAACUUUAUAUAUGA